This is a messenger RNA of Dovyalis caffra, 183 nucleotides long. The record is from the annotation of a GenBank genome assembly. Lineage: Eukaryota; Viridiplantae; Streptophyta; Magnoliopsida; Malpighiales; Salicaceae.
AUGGAACAAGAAGAAUUGUUGACGACCAUGGAGGAAUUCAAGGCCCACUGCACACUAUCAAUGAGAUCAAAGAUAUGGGUAACUACUGAAACAAUCGAGAGUGCCUUAGAUUCAAAAUCAAAGACGGUCCAGAGAAAAGAGUUUCACAGAGGUAACAUCCUUGGUGAAUCGAAUACAUCAUGA